Messenger RNA from Rhizoctonia solani, 798 nucleotides. Its product is annotated as Translin. Bases 1 to 798 code for a protein of 265 amino acids. The transcript has 6 exons. The record is from RefSeq and is a predicted model, not a curated record. Gene Ontology annotation, molecular function: RNA binding; sequence-specific DNA binding; RNA endonuclease activity. Lineage: Eukaryota; Fungi; Basidiomycota; Agaricomycetes; Cantharellales; Ceratobasidiaceae. Gene Ontology annotation, cellular component: cytoplasm; nucleus.
AUGGAUGCUACGCAAAUUGCAGCGCGCCGCGCGGAAAUACUUAGCGCAUUUGAAGGGUUCAGGGAGGAAUUCGACGAGAAUAACGAUCGAAGAGAACGAAUAAUUAAAACCAAUCGCGACAUUACCAAUCACUCUAAAAAGCUUAUCUUUCAGCUUCACCGUAUAGCGCAGGACGAAAAUAGCGACGAGGGGCGCGACAAGGCGAUUCACAAAGCCAGGGCAAGUUUGAUGAAGUACGGGCGUUGUAUGCCAAGAUACGACCUGAACUCGAAGCUUGGCACACUACUUCUCACCAUUGAGACGAUACUUGGCAGUUCGGGUGGACUACAGGAAUUAAUCGAGGCCCUUUCCCUGCGGCACUACUUGUUGCACGGGCAAAUGAUAUCGUAUGAUCAAGUACAACAGUUCUUGACUUCGGACGAGGGCGAAAAGUACCUAUACUUGGCCGAAUCCGACUACUUGUUAGGGGUCUCCGACUUGACCGGCGAGUUGAUGCGACUCGCAAUCUCGACGAUCACCCGAAAAGGCGGCCGAGAUCGGGCACUUCAUACCGCGGCUUUUGUCAGAGCAUGUCUAGCGGAUUUCGAAUCGUUUGCGCCGCACGUCCGAGAUCUUUACAAGAAACAAAACGAGACUUCAGCAUCCCUGCGUAAAAUUGAAGAUGCACUCUAUUCAAUUCGUGUUCGUGAGUUUGAGCAUGGCAGUGAAGGCUCGUUCGACGAUAUUAUUAGUCGUUUCGCAUACCAAUUUGAAAAGCCUCAGAAUGUGCAGGACGAUGAAGGGGGCAUUGGGUACUAA